Messenger RNA from Malus domestica (apple), 1293 nucleotides. RefSeq lists its product as uncharacterized. NCBI's taxonomy places the organism in Eukaryota, Viridiplantae, Streptophyta, Magnoliopsida, Rosales, Rosaceae. Gene Ontology annotation, biological process: DNA integration. The record is from RefSeq and is a predicted model, not a curated record. Gene Ontology annotation, molecular function: nucleic acid binding; zinc ion binding.
AUGGAUCGAGCAGCUGGAUCAAUCUCACAUCCACCAUACUUUGAUGGUGAGAACUAUGGCGCUUGGAAAGCAAAGAUGAAGGCUUUUCUUUGGUCACUAGAUGCGUGUGUUUGGAACACAGUAGUUUUUGGUUACUCCCCUCCAACCAAAACUAUAAUACACAAAUCAAAGAAAAUAUCUGAAGAAGGUAAGGCAGAUAGUGAUGUUGUCGCUGAGGAAGUUGUUCUCAAACCUCAUGAAGAAUGGACACUGGCUGAUCAAACUCACUCCAUGAAUAAUCAAAAAGGGUUAAACGCUCUAUUUACUGCCUUAUCUCCUGAUCAGUUUUCUAAUAUUUCAAAUUGUGAGACCUCCAAAGAGGCUUGGGAUAUCUUGCAGGUCACCUAUGAAGGAACAAAUGCUGUUAAAGAGUCAAAGCUUCAAAGGUAUGUCACUCAAUUUGAAAUUAUUAGAAUGGAAGAAGAUGAAACCUUUUCUGAUUUCUAUGCUAAGUUAAAUAGUAUCGUCAAUGCUUGUGCUAAUCUUGGGGAUAAAAUUCCUGAAUCUAGAGUUGUCAAAAAGGUUCUUAGAUCACUACCUUCUAGGUUUCAACCUAAGAAAACUGCAAUUGAAGAAGUUAGAGACUUAAACACAAUGAAAAUUGCAGAAUUAGUUGGGUCUUUGAAAACUUAUGAAAUGGAGCUUCCUACUGUGAAGAGGAGUAAAAACAUUGCCCUAAAAGCUGUAAAAGAAGAAUGUGAAGAAAGUGAGGAAAUUGGUGAUGAGGAAUUUGCUCUAAUCACUAGACAGUUUCAAAAAUUUCUCAAGAGUAAAAAUUUUAAGGGCAAAGGAACAAGUUCAGGAUCUAAAUCUUUCAAGUCAAACAAUUUUAAUUCUGAAAAAGGUUCUAGACUUAUUAAACAAACUGAGGGUCGAAAAUGCUAUGAAUGUCAGGGUUUUGGACAUGAGGCAAAAGAAUGUGCUAACACCUUGAAGAAAUUAAAAUCUGAAAAAAACAAAGCCAUGAAGAGUACUUGGAGUGACAGUGAAUCAGAUUCAGAUUCUGAAGGUGAGAUAGUUGCAUUUGUGGGAUUUGCAAAUAUCAAUGAUCUUGAGGAAUCUGAUAGUCAGGAGCUUGAUGCUGAAGAAAUACUUCAAAAAUAUAAUGAACUUUAUCAUGUCUCUGUAAAAAUUAGAAAGCAUAGUUCUGAUAUGAAAGAAAAAUUGAAAAAUCUGGAAACUGAGAAAAGUAGGAUCGAAACUGUGUUUCAAUCUCGGUUGUCUGAACUUGAGAAAGAAAAAACAAGUCAUUAA